Molecule: messenger RNA, 1167 nt
Organism: Myxocyprinus asiaticus (Chinese sucker)
Lineage: Eukaryota; Metazoa; Chordata; Actinopteri; Cypriniformes; Catostomidae
Gene: cts12
Product: cathepsin 12
Exons: 8
Coding region: 1-1131 (376 amino acids)
Biological process (GO): immune response
Cellular component (GO): lysosome
Molecular function (GO): cysteine-type endopeptidase activity
Source: RefSeq, a predicted model, not a curated record
AUGUUUGUCAGUCAUUCUAAGAAUAAGAAAAAAAAAAGAUAUUUUCAGGUCACAUUUUUUGUCUUCUUUCCUUUAUCUUUUUUUCGAAAUCUGUAUCAAGCACACAGGGUGGCACUGUUUGAUAGAGCAGCACUGUUUGCCCUCCUGGUGUGGGCACCUCUGCAAGUGGCAUCAGAUUCAGAAGAAGAGGUUGUCUCAGAGUGGAAGCUGUGGAAAAAGCGCAAUGAAGUGUCUUAUGAUGAAGAGAGUGAUGAUGCUCAGAGGAGGGUCAUCUGGGAGAGCAACAUGAGGAUGAUUGACAAAAACAACGAAAACUUUCGUUUUGGAAUUUCAUCGUUUACCAUGGCAAUGAACAAAUAUGGUGACCUUACCCAGUUGGAGUAUAAAAGUUUACUGGGCGCCACAAUUAAUGGUCGGAUAAAUAGAAGAGGAAAGAUUGCAUCUGCUCAGGUGCUCCGUUCCAGUGCCAAGAGACUGGGAUUAACCACUGUGGACUACAGAGCGAUGGGAUAUGUUACUGAAGUUAAAGACCAGGGAUUCUGUGGGUCGUGUUGGGCUUUCAGUACUACAGGUGCCAUUGAGGGACAAAUGUUCAAGAGGACGGGGCGGUUGGUGUCCCUGAGCGAGCAGAAUCUGGUGGACUGCUCCAGGUCUUAUGGCACAUAUGGCUGCAGUGGAGCCUGGAUGGCAAAUGCCUAUGAUUAUGUGGUCAACAGAGGGUUGGAGAGCUCCGACACCUACCCCUAUACAUCAGUGGAUACUCAGCCCUGUUUUUAUGACAGCAGCCUGGUUGUCGCCAGAAUCAGUGACUACAGAUUCAUCCCAGCUGGAGAUGAACAGGCACUGGCUGAUGCCGUGGCAACUGUCGGUCCAAUCACUGUUGCCAUAGAUGCUGACAACCCAAGUUUCCUCUUUUACAGCUCGGGGAUCUACAAGGAGUCUAGCUGUAACCCUAACAACCUCAACCAUGCUGUGCUUUUGGUUGGUUAUGGUUCAGAGGGUGGCAAAGAUUACUGGAUAAUCAAAAACAGUUGGGGAACAGGAUGGGGUGAAGGAGGCUACAUGCGAAUGAUCCGAAAUGGCAAAAACACCUGCGGGAUAGCCAGCUAUGCUCUCUAUCCCAUUGUAUGAGAAGAACUAGAAAUUUACCAAUAAAGACAAAUGAAG